AAAGGAUAAAUUAAACAAAAAGAGUUCCAAUGGUUGAGAGUCGUUAAUCGUUACUUCUCUGUUUCAGAUUUCGGGAGCGUAAGAAAUGUUACGCGCUAUGACGAUCGAUAGCUUAUCCCUGAGAAAAUUGGUAUCCGGAAUCGAGACUCAGAGACCCUGCAAUCUGGAGUCGUCUUCUACACCCAGCCGCUUUCAGUUGAAAUCGAUAUCGAUAUCGAAAUCGAAAUUUCCUUCGGUUCCACAGACCAAAUCUACGAAGCUUCGCAUUGAAUUUCAUUCGAAGCCACACCAUAGCCUCAAUAAGCUCCCGUUUAUGCGAGUUCGCUGCUCCGUCUCCGCCCUCUUUCACUGGGACUCAUGGAGUUCUAUGUUGUCGAAUUGCUUAGACAUUUCUUGGAGAUGGGCUACUCAAAUCACCUCCUAUUACUUGUUCUUUCUUAGCUUAGUUGCACAAGCCCACGAUUAUCCAUCUCCUUCUGUUAGAUAUCCUUGUGAAGAUGUUAACGAGUAUUAUGCUAAUGUAGCACAGUUAACAGGUGAACCUCUUAAACGUAAGCUAAAUUCAAUCAUUGCUGCACAUCAUUCCCUGUCCUAUAAAGAGGUCUGGGAUGCCAUCAAGAUUCUUGAUGCUGCUGAUGUGGACAAACCAGAAGCCUCAUCAGAAAUCUUUUACCACAGAGUGGAGAUUUACUCGCAAAGGAUUGUGUCAAAGUCGCUAGCAGGGAAGCCUGAGGGUUGGAACAGGGAGCAUUUGUGGCCUCGCUCUUAUGGGCUCAGAAGAGGUCCAUCCCUGACCGAUUUGCAGAAUAUCCAUCCAGCAGAUGCAAAUGUGAAUUCCUCCCGGGGGAACAAAUAUUUUGGAGAAUGCCAAGUUAACUCCCCAGAAUGUAUGAAGCCAGCCUACAAGGAAGCUGCUUAUGAUACCGAAACAGACAAGGAAAAAUGGGCACCACCUAAGCGCGUUAGAGGAGAUAUAGCACGGGCAGUAAUGUAUAUGGCAGUCUGUUAUGGGUUCCACCUUUCUGAUUCUCCAGACAAGGGAAAUAAGGAGAUGGGCUUAAUUUCCACAUUGUUAAAGUGGAAUAAGAGUGAUCCGCCGUCAAGAGAAGAGAAGUUGAGAAAUGAAAGAAUAUGCAAGUUUUAUCAGCACAAUAGAAAUCCGUUUGUUGAUCAUUCAGAAUACGCUGAUCUAAUUUGGAAGUAAAUUUCUCCAACUUGUGAAAGCUCAAAGUUUCUUAAGGGGAACAAUGACCAAUGUCAGUCACAACCACAAGGUAAGAGUUUCUUAGAAGGAGAUAUUCUUUUGUCCUAAGCGAUCUUCAUUUUUCUCAAUCUUGGAAGAGGAAACCAUGAAGGUAGCAAUGCAUAAUAUGAGAUUUUGGCUUGUAUUUAUUCAUGAUGAAACAUGUACAAGAUAAUGUUUCAUGGAAGUUAUAGUUCUUAAUGAA
Molecule: messenger RNA, 1448 nt
Organism: Cucurbita moschata (crookneck pumpkin)
Lineage: Eukaryota; Viridiplantae; Streptophyta; Magnoliopsida; Cucurbitales; Cucurbitaceae
Product: extracellular ribonuclease-like
Exons: 8
Coding region: 86-1204 (372 amino acids)
Molecular function (GO): nuclease activity
Source: RefSeq, a predicted model, not a curated record